Messenger RNA from Punica granatum (pomegranate), 735 nucleotides. The record is from RefSeq and is a predicted model, not a curated record. Lineage: Eukaryota; Viridiplantae; Streptophyta; Magnoliopsida; Myrtales; Lythraceae.
AUGACAGACAUUUCUCUCUGCCUCGUCAUCCUCCUCACCUUCCUCACCCUCAAAGCUGAAUCCACCCUCACAUUAAGCUUAUACAGAUGCUCGAACUCGAGCUACCCGAACACAACGUUGACAUCUUACAAGGCAGACCUUGACCUCAUCCUCAACUCCCUCUCCUCCAACUCGAGAGUCCCGUUGGGGUACUACAACACGAGUUCUAAUGCUGUCUAUGGGAGUUUCCUAUGCAGGGGAGACCUUAGCCCCGGCGAGUGCGAGGACUGUGCUAAGAAUGCAACUAAGACGAUCGUUAGACUUUGCCCCAGGUCAGAAUGGGCAUUUCUGUGGUUCGAUCAGUGCAUGGUUCGUUACUCCAAUCGCAACUUCUUCUCCUCCAUGGAGACAGACCCUCAUUUGGAUGGGUACAAUGGCGAGUCUACGGCCGAGCCCAAGCAGUUCAUGGCUGUGUUAGAGAAAACAAUGGGGGAGCUUGCGAACAAAUUGGCGGCUAAGUAUUUGAGAGUUGAGAAGAAGUAUGCAACGAAGGAGGUGAAGAUUAAUGCGAAGGAAACUCUUCAGACUAUGGCCCAGUGCACGCCCGACAUAAACGUGACUGGGUGUGUCAAGAAACAAAAUUGAGCAGAAGAACUUGUCUUUCUCAUUCAUCUUCAUCGGUAUGUAUACAAUCCGAUUUGUUCAAUAAAAGGAAAAGAGUAUCUAUGGCUAAAACAGAUUGCCCUAAGUUCGGUA